UUUUUUCUUUUUUGUUUAAAUGUGGCAGCUUCUUCACUUUCCCUCCUACAAGAAAAUUUGAAGUUCCACUUUGCAAAGCUUGUGAUAUUUCAUCGCACGUGUAUGCCAAGUUCAAAGCUCCUCUCUAUCAGCAAUGGACCCUUCCAAUAACACAGAAACGGAAGAUGAAACCAUUGCGUUCAAAAAGAAGAGAGCUCGCCGUGUUAGUUUCGCCGACAAUGAGAUUACCUCCGUUCACAUCUUUCGCAGGGACGAUGAAGACUCUGAAUCGCCUCUCGAAUCCACCAAACCCUUCUCUCCCACCGACGGGAAAAGUCCGGAGAACGAAGUUCUAGGGUUUUUUAGGGACUUGGCCGGUGAUAGCGAUGAGGAGGAUCUCAAAGAGUUGUCGACCCCGCGCAAUUCAGGCGGGAAUGGCAACGACAAUGAUGACGAUGGUGAAUCUGUGAAUGUGAGAAAGUCCUUCCUGAAACCAAUUGGUUCUCCUUCUCCGGGCAGUAGCACUGUUGGCUCCGUCGCCUCAACUGACAAUGAAGAUGAAUUUCAUGGACCUGUAUCUGCAAGUUUCAUCAGACCUGGGGAGCUCUCUGACUCUGCCGCUUCACAUGAUAAUCAUGAUCUUACGAUGGAUUCAACUGCAUUUUCAUUGCACUACCGUAGUCUUGCUUGUUCAGAUACUGGAGAUCUUAAGACCCCUACUAGAUUUGCCGUUCCAUUUGAAGAGAAAACUCCUAGCCAAACUUCUGGCCCCACUGCAUCAGGAAGUUUUAUGGAACUUACUAAAGUUACCAGGCUGUCUCCUCAGCCCUUAGUUCCUGCUGAUACAUCAUGUGUUAGUAAAGAUUCAAAUGAUAUGAGUAUUGUGGGAGAAAACCCACGUAGAUUUGAUUAUGACAGACUUUCUCCUUCAAUAGAAUCAAUUUUAGCAGAAGGAAGCAAGGAUUUGCUUGUUGCCCCCAAGUUAGAUUCUAAUGGCUCAGGUUUAUCAAAACCAAGUAAGGCAUCUCCAAUUAGGAAGAACAACAAUGGGGUGAGGAGCCAAUCAGAUUCAGCAAUAAAUGAUGCUCCAAAACAUGAAAUGUCAUUGCCUCCAAGAAAAUUGGAUGAGAUAAAUAUAUCUUUCAAGAGCUCUCCUAUUAAUGAAAUCACCAGUAUUCUCUUAUUUGAUGAAGGUGAUAAUACAGUUGCUGAUGCUUCCAUCAACAAAAUCCAAAGCUCUGAUUGUACAAUCAAUGGAACUAGGGAGUCUGUUAAAGAAGCUGUUGGGCCAGCCAAAAAGCAAUUAGGCUUUACUGGUGCUAGUAUGAAAAGCCUACCAGAGGUUGAUGAUUGCUUGGAGGUGUCAGCAAAGCAUGAUCUUGGAUAUCACUAUCUAAAUGAAAACCAGGUGAAGGAAAUUAAUCUGAAAGAAGCAAUGCAUUUAUCUGACAUUGAUCACAAUCAAGUAGAUGAAAAUCCAAUACAGGGAUCAACACCAUCAACAUUUUCUGGAAGAGAGCCGUUAUUAAUGGUUUCUCCUGAUUCAUCUAGACCUGCUGGAGCUAAUACUCCUUCAUUAAAUCUGCCAGGUACCUUAUUACUUGGCAAAUAUGUAAGAAAUGGAGAGACUCCAUCAUCUAUACGCAAAAGCAUUUCCAAGUUGAAAAAUCCUGGGACUUCUGGGACAUCAAGUCUUAGAGAGGGAAUAGACAGAUCAAAAAGAAGGUUAUCAAAAUACUCUAUGGGGUCUACACCUGUUAAUCUGAAAGACAAUGAGCACAAAUAUAUUGGCAAUCUCAAUACUCAUUUGGAGAACCAGCUGAUUAUUGUUACUCCAGAGAAUAUAGGGCAACAGAAUUUGGCCAAAAUGGAUGUUCAUGGGGCUGAAUCAUUAAUGAAUUUGGGCAAAUUUAGUCAAAAUGAAGAGACUGUGUUCUCCAGAAAGGCAGGAGAACUUUACUGUUGCAGUACUGCUGACAUUUCUCAUGAUAAUAAAAAUCCCAAGCCAGUGGAAAUGGCUGCUUCUCCCUCAUAUAUGCUUCAUUCAACAGCGAAAAAGAUAAAUUUUGACCUGGCAGAUGGCACAGUUGAGACAAUAAAAGAUGAAAAUGUGGUUUAUAUGCAUAAAAAAUGUUCUUCCCCUUUGGAAUUAUUGGACCAAUGGUCAUCACCAUCCUUAGAGAGCCAAAAGAAUUGCUUUAGCAAGUUUAAACAGCUAGAUCAGCAGAAUGCUUCUGCUUGUAGCGGCUCAGGGCAUUUUGAUGAAGGUAGCUCUCUGGCUACGGCAGCUAAACAUAUGGAUAUGCCCAUAUCUACAAACAAUGAAAGCUCAGCUUUUGAAGUUGCAGAUGUCGUCCCAUUUUCUAAGGCUAUGUACAGGAAUAAUUCAGCUGAGUGUCUGGCUGAGAAAGCACAAGUUCUGAGCGCCAAUACAGAAGGUGUGAAACAAAGUCCAAUCCAUGAAGCAUCAAUUUUGUUACCUCUUGUGGAAGGGCUGCCCAGUGAAUCACCUCACCACAACUCAGAUGGUUCCAAUGUUAGCUGCCAUCAGGUGCUACAAACCCGAGUAGCUGACAGCCCUUCUAAUGAAUUUUGUGUGGAAAAUCAUUCUGGGAAGAAAAGAAAAGAAACCAAACUACUAAGGGAAGACAACACUGUAGAUAAAAUGAGGAGAAUUGAUGGUACUUCACAGGUCCAUGCAAAUGAGAAUAUGGAUUUACAGAUAAUCUUGCAUCAGUCAGAUGAUAUAAGAAGUGAUAGAGAGAAGCUUGGAAAACAGACGUUGAAAAAUCAUGUCAAUAUUCUAGGAAAAUUCUCAGGGAGUACAACAUAUUUGCUUGGUCCGUCAUCAAAUAAGCUAAAUUUGAAAAUGAUUGGCAUGCUGGAAGAUGUUUUGGUUCAUCUGUGGAGGGUUAAAAAAUUUGAGAUUCUUUGUGCGGAAAUUCAUUCUCAGCAGAAAAUAACCGAGCCUCUAAGCAUUCUAAGUCAUAGAAAAGUUAUGGAAACAAGAAUGGUGCUGUAUAGCAUAGCAUAUGAGAAGGCCAAACUGCAACUAAUGCAUAUGAAGCGUGAGAUAUUACAGCAGAAAAGGGUACAGCAGUUGACCUCUGCACUUCAGGAGUGUCAAAAAUUGAAGCCAACUUGUGCUUCAUUUUCAUCUAAAAUUUCCAAUAAUGCUCCAUCUAAGAGUCUCAUCCUUUCUAGCUUGGUCAGUUCUGAAGGAAAAUGUCAGGCAAUAUCGUUGGAGCUUGAAGCUUUGGUUCAUGAGGCAAAAUCCUUAACUAAAUUCCUUCAUAGUUGUUGCAAGUUGGAGUAUGAUCAGAACAGUGCUGAUUCUAUAACACUAUUUCAUGAUUAUUUGAAGAAGCGAAUGUCUUAUAAGCUUAUAUCAAGAAAUCUGCAGUUGUGGGAGAUUGAAAAUCUUGAGCAUAGGGAUGCUUGUUACGAAAUUGUUCUCAACUAUUGCGGUUGCAUCAUCCAGAGGUUACUAGUACUUACUGAUUCAUCAACAAUAAUAAUCUCCAACAAAUUGAAUGAUCAAAAUAUUUUGAAGAGCUUUCCAAACAUGGAUGCGUUUGCAGCUUUUGUGUUUGUCUUAAAUCCUGAUACCACUAAGAAAUGCAAUGGUUCAAGAUGUUUGGUACGAGAAACACAGAUGACAAGUUCACUUCUGUGCAAUCUGCUUGAUGUGAUUGAGGAGGUUCAGUUAGCUCGCAUAGAGAUCAGAAAUUUGGUGCAAGUGAAAUUCUAUUCUCAAUCAGUUGACCAGCUUGAGUUGCUGCUGUCUUUCGUUGACUUCAGUACUGGCAGAAAGUUUAAAGUAGUUUUUGAUAUGGCCUGCUUGAAAUGCAGUGGGGUCUAUCCAAUGGAGAUUCUUCCAUCUCAUAUAUCUUAUGUUGCUGAUGUGGAACAAAAGUCUCUUUCUAGGUCGCUUGAAGUUGAUAUAAGAACAGCAACUGAGAGAGUGACUGUCGGUUAUUCAAGACUUAUGAAGCUUUGUAGGAGUAUUUCCCAGGUAGUUAUGACUUUAGGGUCUAGCACAUGAUCAACGUCUUGUUGAAUUUAUUUUGUUAUUCAUUUAUGGGAGACAUAGGUUCUUGUUGGGUUGUAUCUUGGCCUUGCGUGGAUACUAUACUGAUUGACAUUCAUCAGGUCGAUGAUUCAUCUAUAACAGAAGAUAUUGUAUGAGGCUUGGACUUGCGUAGUGUCCAGUUCAGGCAUAGAAUUGGUUCUGCUGGUUUUUGACUGGUCUAGUUGCUCUUUGACCGGUUCUAUGCUUGUCCAGUUUUGGUCAUGUACGUGACUAGACUGAGGAACCAGUCAAUCUGAUCUCAUUUUUGAA
Molecule: messenger RNA, 4321 nt
Organism: Prosopis cineraria
Lineage: Eukaryota; Viridiplantae; Streptophyta; Magnoliopsida; Fabales; Fabaceae
Exons: 16
Coding region: 134-4024 (1296 amino acids)
Source: RefSeq, a predicted model, not a curated record